AUCAUGUUGAUACUGGUCUGGGUACAGUGAGUGCGAGAGACGAUGGUGGCAACAAGAUCGAAGUUCUCCCUAUGUAUGUAGAAGGAGGCGCACAUGGUACAUAACCGAGGUGCUCCCAUGUCGUCUUUGCUUCUUUUUUUUGCUUCUUUCUUUCACACCACUAUCUUCCAAUCCCUCAAAUUCGACCCUCUUAGUCCCUCCAAACAAUUUGACGCUGCAGAAUGGACUCCAAAGUCGUAAUCAUCGUCCACAUUCGAUACUCUCAACGAAAAGCAUUUUCGAUCCUCGAUUCAAGCCGAAAAACUAGAUAUGAUAACUUGCGCCUCGAUCUUUCCAAAAUAAAACUUCCUCAUCCCCCAGAGGCCAAUGUCAGUGAGCCCAGCAUAAAUGAAUGGUCUUUCUAUUGGGAGACGAAGAAAUAUGGGCCCUUAUGGAACAUUCUUGAAAGCAUUGUAUGUCGACAAAAAUCGGAUCCAAUGACUAUUACGGGGAUGAGGGAGACAGAGAUCGAGGACAUAUGGAUGGAAGAACUACCAGAGUCUCCACUAACGCGUCGAACACGCUCUCCAGAGCCAAUGUCGCGUCGAACGCGUUCCAGAUCACAACCUCGUAAAUCCUCCUACUCCCGACCCUGGAUGAAUUCGCGUUCAAGAAAUAUCGACUCAAAAAACAGUGACCGUGGCUCAGCACAACGCGGUCCUGGAUGGCACUAUCAAAACAAGCAACAAAAUACUCCAUUACGCCGCUCUCGUAAUCCUCGGCCCCAGGAUUCACUAUCUAACUCUACAUCACCCUACCAUUCAUACUACAUUUCAGACUCACUCCGUCAAAUAGAUUCCGUGCAGACAGUACUUCUCGAGAUUGAAAAAGCACAGCAGCAGUCUCUUGAUAAUAAUAAGGAUGGUGAAUCAUUCGUUUCUCUGCCACUCCCUCCUCCUCAUUGGAGCCUGCCCAAAAAUCCGAGCACACCACUUUCACUUACAUCGGAGUCGGACGAAGUUCCUCGAGUAGAAUCUUUCUCGUCUAGUCCACCGAAUUCAAAUCUGUUCGAAAAUCCAACGCACAAUUCAUCUGAUGCGAACUCAGGGAAAGUUAUACUUCCUCAACCUGUACCUUCCGUUGAUGAGGAAAUAUACCACGAAUUGGACGAGCCGACCACGAUAUCCAGAAACAUUGCUGAUCAACGGAUUUCCGAUUUGACUCGUGAAUUUUGGGAUGCCCGACGCCAGUUAUCCGCUCUUUCCGCAAGAUGUUUUACUAUUGAAUCCCAAAUGAAGGCGCUGAACGCCUUUAGUCUGGCCAGUCGUGGAAAUGAGUAUAUCCAUCAAGAUCUCGCUGAAGCGGAACAAGUUUUGAAAAACGAACGAGAACAGCGUGAACAUGCGGAAAUGGUUUUGGGAGAUGUUCUCAGGGAGUGUAAACAACCAACGAUCACGCCAGCCUUGUUAGCGGCUCUAGGUCAGACUGAGUUUUCACAGACAUUGCAUUACGAUUGAGGUAGUCAAACAUUACUGUGCAUUGGAUUUUAAGUGUAGUAUUGGUACGAAUUGGCUUGUGCGAAAAGGUAAAUUGUGCUAGCAUCCAUGAAGAAAUGCAACUGGCAAUUCAGGGGAAAAUGAGAAGAUAAUAUUUCACAG
Molecule: messenger RNA, 1637 nt
Organism: Lentinula edodes (shiitake mushroom)
Lineage: Eukaryota; Fungi; Basidiomycota; Agaricomycetes; Agaricales; Omphalotaceae
Exons: 7
Coding region: 222-1496 (424 amino acids)
Source: RefSeq, a predicted model, not a curated record